AUGUCAUUGUUUGGUACAUCUGCAUCUACAGCUUCUACACCAUCGACAGGUUUGUUGUUUGGUGCCUCUGCAACACCAGCUGCAAGUGGAUCGUCUUCGUUGUUUGGAUCGAAUACUACUAGCUCUACACCAUCGACAGGUUUGUUGUUUGGCGCCUCUGCAACACCCUCUGGCGCAUCCACUUCAACACCAAACCUGUUUGGUAGUUCAACUCCUAGCUCUGCCACAACCACACCUGGCACUGGCGGUGGUUUGUUUGGCUCGGGAACUGGCAGUUUAGGUAGUUUGGGUAGCUUGAGUUCUACAGGUAGCAGUCUUGGCAGUCUGGGAUCGACUGCCACCACUGCGCAGCAGCCAAGUACAUCGUUGUUUGGUAGCAACGCCGCCUCACAACAACCCAGUACCUCUUUGUUUGGACAAACAACAUCCAACACACAGACAUCGACAACUGCAACCACUUCACUCUUUGGACAACCAGCAGGUGCUACAACCUCAUCGUUGUUUGGUGCAACUUCAUCGUUAACACCAACAAAUAAUACAGCAUCGACAUCACUAUUCGGACAACCUGCAAACAACACAACAUCAUCGCCUUUCGGUGUACAACAACAACCAACUUCUUCACUCUUUGGUGCUACUACCACUGCAACACCACCAACAACCUCAAACUCAUUAGCACUCAUUUCAUCAUCAACAAACAAUCAACCAAGAAGACCUGAAGAGAUACUUGACGGUAGAUCAGUUGAAUCAAGAAUAGCAGAAUAUAUACAAUCUAUAUCACCAGAGAGUCCAUAUUGUAAAUUUUUAUAUUGGUUUUAUAACUAUCAAGGUCAAGUUAUUAAUCCAAAGUUAGUACCGAAACCACCUAAUAUUACAGAUGAACAGUGGAUAUAUGCUCAAUCACAAAACCCAGAUCCUAAUUUAUUUGUACCUGUAGCAGCAAGAUCAUUCAAUGAUUUAAGAGAAAGAAAGAUAAUACAAGAAAAGAAUAUAGAUUUACUUUUUAAUAAUACAAUGGAAUCAUUGAACAAUAUAAAGUCAUUACAAAACUAUUUAGCAUUACAGAUACAAUCACAAUAUGAAGCGAUGAAGAAGCGUAAUUUACUGUUAUUACACAAGUACAUAGAGGUUUGGAGUAAUCUCGAGAUCUACAGAGGCAAAGGCAGACCAGUUACCAAUGCAGAGGAACAUCUCUUGAGGCGUGUAAAACAGAUUUUGGAUAUUCUCAAUCAACCCAAUUCACUUCCCUCCAAAGUAGAGGAGAUCAGCAAUCAAGUACUCUUGAACAAUCUCGAGAGCGAAAGAAUCAACUUCCAGCUACGUCCAGAAUCACUAGAAUCACUCUUUACUCUUUUCAAAACAAUGACAAACUCUGUUGAAUCAAUGUCGAACGAUCUUGAACAAUCACUACAAGAUGCUGCCAUCUUGAAGAAUGAAUUAAUCAAAUUUAGAUAG
This is a messenger RNA of Heterostelium album PN500, 1452 nucleotides long. RefSeq names its product nucleoporin 54 (gene nup54). The record is from RefSeq and is a predicted model, not a curated record. Gene Ontology annotation, biological process: protein localization to nuclear inner membrane; nuclear pore organization; NLS-bearing protein import into nucleus. Gene Ontology annotation, molecular function: structural constituent of nuclear pore. Gene Ontology annotation, cellular component: nuclear pore; nuclear pore central transport channel. Lineage: Eukaryota; Evosea; Eumycetozoa; Acytosteliales; Acytosteliaceae. The transcript has 5 exons. The coding region runs from base 1 to 1452 and encodes 483 amino acids.